Messenger RNA from Serinus canaria (Common canary), 1846 nucleotides. RefSeq names its product vesicle transport through interaction with t-SNAREs 1A (gene VTI1A). Gene Ontology annotation, biological process: intra-Golgi vesicle-mediated transport; retrograde transport, endosome to Golgi; vesicle fusion with Golgi apparatus. The transcript is spliced from 9 exons. Bases 135 to 719 code for a protein of 194 amino acids. Gene Ontology annotation, molecular function: SNAP receptor activity; SNARE binding. Gene Ontology annotation, cellular component: SNARE complex; late endosome membrane; endoplasmic reticulum membrane. The record is from RefSeq and is a predicted model, not a curated record. Lineage: Eukaryota; Metazoa; Chordata; Aves; Passeriformes; Fringillidae.
AAAUCACCUGAGUUUCGCCGGAACGUGUGGCGAGGCGCCCGGGGACGGGGUGGGGGACGCGUUUUGGUGUGGCAGAACGCGGAAGCGGCGCGGUCCAGAGUGGCGCCCCCGGCACCGGCAGCGCCAUCGCCGCGAUGUCCUCCGACUUCGAGAGCUACGAGCAGGACUUCGCCGUGCUCACGGCAGAGAUCACGGGCCGCAUCGGGAAGGUGCCGAAGCUGGUAGGAGAUGAGAAGAAGCAGAUGGUUGCAAAUGUUGAGAAACAGCUUGAAGAAGCAAGGGAACUGCUGGAGCAGAUGGAGCUUGAAGUCCGAGAGAUCCCACCUCAGAGCCGAGGGAUGUACAGCAGUCGAAUGAGGAGCUACAAACAAGAAAUGGGAAAACUUGAAGCUGACUUUAAAAGGUCACGAAUCGCCUACAGUGAUGAGGUGCGGAAUGAACUCCUAGGGGAUGACGGGAAUUCCUCAGAGAACCAGUUGAUAAAAUUACGUGAAGAGAGGGCACAUCUGCUCGAUAACACAGAGAGGCUGGAAAGGUCAUCUCGGAGACUAGAGGCUGGAUACCAAAUAGCAGUGGAAACCGAGCAGAUUGGACAGGAGAUGCUUGAAAACCUCAGCCAUGACAGAGAGAAGAUCCAGCGGGCUCGGGAGAGGCUUAGAGAAACAGAUGCAAACCUGGGGAAGAGUUCCAGGAUUUUGACGGGAAUGUUGAGAAGGUAAGGCCAAGGAUCAUCCAAAACCGGAUUUUGAUCGUUGUGCUGGCAGUCAUCAUCAUCUUCACCACCAUGAUGGCUAUUUAUUUUUCUGUCAGGGGACGCUGAUAUCUUUGUUCUUCACUAAACAGCAACAAACUGCUUGUUCUGAGUAAUUAAGACAAAGUGGUCACAUGAAUCAUUCUCUUGCACUGACAGAGUCUCCCUCUCUUUUCCACUUUUCAACUCAGGUGCAAGUGGUGUAAAAUAUUUUGUAUUAUUGAUGGCAUAGUUGAUGGCAUGUGGGGCUAUUUUUUUCUUACAUGUUUGUCCUUAUUUGAGUGUUUUCAGGAUCUUAAUAUUUGUUGGAGUGAGGGCUUGUUCUGGUAUAAAAAGACUUAAUAUGUGUUGAAUUCACCCACAGACAAUUAGCCUGUAAGUUGCCAGAGUUUCAUGAGGGAAGAGGGGUCUUUGCACUUUUCUUGUGCUGUGCAGGGUGUAUGAAUAUCAAGCAGUAUCUGACCCUCUGUGAUUUAAAAUAUAAGUAAAGCAAAGACCAAAUGAUGUAGAAAGUGAACCUGUCUCCUGUGACUAACUCCCAAUCAAACAUUAUCGUAGUAGAUGUAACCUGGUUAAGAACAGUAGCUAGUUUUAAAAAGAGAGCAACCUUAGGAUGGUGUUUAUUAUAUGAUGUAAAUCCAAAACUCAAUUUAAAAAUUUUUUGUUUUAAGUUAGGCUUUCUUUUCUGCUUAUUCAAAGCAAUUCCACUUUCAUCAAGAUCAUGAAAACACAUCACUUACCUAAAAUGUAGUUAUGGCUACAGCCCAUCUGUUGAAUCUCUUUUAAAUCUUCCAGUGUUGAUAUAUGUACUGAUAAGCAUUACACACUAGGCCCUUAAUGAAGAUAUUUAAAGAUACUUAUCUAUUUGUUGCUGAUUGAAAAGAGAUCUUAAGUAAUAGUUCAGCAACAAAUGUGUGAUUAUAGUGCAUUAAACAAUCUUGAUUUUUAAUACUGGCCUGACUAUGUUGAGACUGCAUGUUGGAGUAUUUUGAGUGUAUUAAAUUCUGAUGUGAUAUUCCCCUUUUUAAACAGAAACUGUAAAAAUGUUAAUUUAUAUAUGCUUUUAGCUGAUAUAAUAUAUCAUAGUUUCAUCUA